Echinops telfairi (small Madagascar hedgehog) is the source of this 3726-nucleotide messenger RNA. It is a transcript of the gene PLCB3, whose product is annotated as phospholipase C beta 3. Bases 75 to 3590 code for a protein of 1171 amino acids. The transcript has 30 exons. Gene Ontology annotation, biological process: phosphatidylinositol-mediated signaling; lipid catabolic process. The record is from RefSeq and is a predicted model, not a curated record. Lineage: Eukaryota; Metazoa; Chordata; Mammalia; Afrosoricida; Tenrecidae. Gene Ontology annotation, molecular function: phosphatidylinositol-4,5-bisphosphate phospholipase C activity; calcium ion binding; calmodulin binding.
AGGUCUCCAGUCGGAACCUGGUGACUCUACGAGUGGACCCCAAUGGCUUCUUCCUGUACUGGACAGGCCCCAACAUGGAGGUGGACACGCUGGACAUCAGCUCCAUCAGGGACACCCGGACGGGCCGCUAUGCCCGCCUGCCCAAGGACCCCAAGAUGCGGGAAGUGCUGGGCUGGGGGGGUCCAGAUGCCCGGCUGGAGGAGAAGUUGAUCACGGUGGUGGCCGGGCCAGACCCGGUGAACACGACGUUCCUGAACUUCAUGGCGGUGCAGGAUGACACAGCUAAGGUGUGGGCUGACGAGCUGUUUAAGCUGGCUGUGAACAUAUUGGCUCAGAAUGCUUCUCGGAACACUUUCCUGCGCAAAGCGUACACCAAGCUGAAGCUGCAGGUGAACCAGGAUGGGCGGAUUCCAGUCAAGAACAUCUUGAAGAUGUUCUCUGCCGACAAGAAGCGAGUGGAGACGGCUCUGGAGUCCUGUGGCCUCAAUUUCAACCGGAGUGAGUCCAUCCGGCCCGACGAGUUCUCCUUGGACAUCUUUGAGCGGUUCUUGAACAAACUAUGUCUGCGGCCGGACAUUGACAAGAUCCUGCUGGAGAUAGGCGCCAAGGGGAAGCCGUACCUGACGCUGGAACAGCUCAUGGACUUCAUCAACCAGAAGCAGCGUGACCCCAGGCUCAAUGAGGUGCUGUAUCCGCCGCUGCGGCCCUCGCAGGCCCGGCUGCUCGUGGAGAAGUACGAGCCCAACCAGCAGUUCCUGGAACGAGACCAGAUGUCCAUGGAGGGCUUCAGCCGCUACCUGGGUGGCGAGGAGAACGGCAUCCUGCCCCUGGAGGCCCUGGACCUGAGUGCAGACAUGACCCAGCCACUGAGCUCCUACUUCAUCAAUUCCUCACACAACACCUAUCUCACAGCGGGGCAGCUGGCGGGGACCUCGUCGGUGGAGAUGUACCGCCAGGCCCUGCUGUGGGGCUGCCGCUGCGUGGAGCUGGACGUGUGGAAGGGGCGGCCCCCCGAGGAGGAGCCCUUCAUCACGCACGGCUUCACCAUGACCACGGAGGUGCCCCUGCGCGACGUGCUCGAGGCCAUCGCCGAGACCGCCUUUAAGACCUCGCCCUACCCCGUCAUCCUCUCCUUCGAGAACCACGUGGACUCGGCCAAGCAGCAGGCCAAGAUGGCCGAGUACUGCCGCGCCAUCUUUGGGGAUGCGCUGCUCAUCGACCCGCUGGACAAGUACCCGCUGGCCCCAGGCGUCCCCCUGCCCAGCCCCCAGGACCUGAUGGGCCGCAUCCUGGUGAAGAACAAGAAGCGGCACCAACCCAGCGGCGGCGUCCCCGGCAGCUCUGUGCGCAAACGGCCGCUGGAGCAGAGCAGCUCGGUGCUGAGCGAGGGCUCUCUCCCCCGUGAGCCCUCCUCACCCCCGCUCGGGUCCCCCAGCUCCGACAGCACUCCAGGCCUGAGCAAUGGGGAGGAGGCGGGGCCCGAGAGGCUCUGCCUGGAGCCUCGGAAGUCUCUGGGGGAGGAGGGGCCACGCCGGACCGCAGAUGCCCUUGGGCCUACUGACCGGGAGGACGAGGAGGAAGAUGAAGAAGAGGAGGAGCAGGCGGACCCCAAAAAGCCAACCACAGAUGAGGGCACAGCCAGCAGUGAGGUCAACGCCACGGAGGAAAUGUCCACCCUUGUCAACUACAUCGAGCCUGUCAAGUUCAAGUCCUUUGAGGCUGCCCGAAAGAGGAACAAGUGCUUCGAGAUGUCCUCCUUCGUGGAGACCAAGGCGCUGGAGCAGCUCACGAAGAGCCCCAUGGAGUUUGUGGAAUACAACAAGCAGCAGCUCAGCCGCAUCUACCCCAAGGGCACCCGAGUGGACUCUUCCAACUACAUGCCUCAGCUCUUCUGGAACGUGGGCUGCCAGCUCGUUGCCCUCAACUUCCAGACCCUGGAUGUGGCGAUGCAGCUCAACGCAGGUGUGUUUGAAUACAACGGGCGCAGUGGCUACCUGCUGAAGCCCGAGUUCAUGCGGCGGCCAGACAAGUCCUUCGACCCCUUCACCGAGGUCAUCGUCGAUGGCAUCGUUGCCAACGCCUUGCGGGUCAAGGUGAUCUCGGGGCAGUUCCUGUCCGACAGGAAGGUGGGCAUCUACGUGGAGGUGGACAUGUUUGGCCUGCCGGUGGACACACGGCGCAAGUACCGCACUCGGACCUCGCAGGGGAACUCCUUCAACCCGGUGUGGGAGGAGGAGCCCUUUGACUUCCCCAAGGUGGUGCUGCCCACUCUGGCUUCCCUGCGCAUUGCCGCCUUUGAGGAGGGCGGCAAGUUCGUGGGGCACCGGAUCCUGCCCGUGGCUGCCAUCCGCUCAGGGUACCACUACGUCUGCCUGCGGAAUGAAGCCAACCAGCCCCUGUGCCUGCCCGCCUUGCUGGUCUACACAGAGGCCUCUGACUACAUCCCUGAUGACCACCAGGACUACGCGGAGGCCCUGAUCAACCCCAUCAAGCACGUCAGCCUGAUGGACCAGAGAGCCAAGCAGCUGGCCGCCCUCAUUGGCGAGAGCGAGGCCCAGGCUGGCCCUGAGACCAAUCAGGAGCCGCAGUCUCAGCCGCUGGGGACUCUGCUGCCCUCAAAUGCCACACCCUGCUUGCUAGACUCUGCCUCCCCUCGCCGGACGCCAGGCCCUCCCACCUCCCCCGCCAGCCCCUCCCUCAGCAGUCCAGGCCAGCGGGAUGACCUCAUCGCCAGCAUCCUCUCAGAGGAGGUCCCGGCCCCGCUGGACCAACUCCGCACCCACAAGGCGAUGGUGAAGCUGCGCAGCCGCCAGGAGCGCGACCUUCGCGAGCUGCUCAAGAAGCAGCAGAGGAAGAUGCUGGCGGCCACCCGCCGCGCCCUCACCAGCCUGAGCCAGGCGCGCGCUGAGGGCAGGGGCCGGCGCCGAACAGGGGCCGCGGAGGACGAGGAGGAUGCUGAGGAGGCCAGGCGGUACCAGGAGUUCCAGGAGAGGCAUGUGCAGAGCUUGCUGGAGCUGCGGGAGGCCCAGGUGGACGUCGAGGCGGAGCGGAGGCAGGAGCACCUGAGACAGGCGCAGCACCGGUUCCGGGAGGUGGUCCUGGACACACACGCGGCUCAGCUCAAGAAGCUGAAGGAGCUGAACGAGCGGGAGAAGAAGGAACUGCAGAAGAUCCUGGACCGCAAACGCCACAACAGUAUCUCGGAGGCCAAGACCAGGGAGAAAUACAAGAAAGAAGUGGAACUGACAGAGAUUAACCGGCGGCACAUCACGGAGUCAGUCAACUCCAUCCGCAGGCUGGAAGAGGCCCAGAAGCAGCGGCAGGAGUGCCUGGUGGCCGGGCAGCAACAGGUCCUACAGCUGCUGGCCGAGGAGGAGCCCAAGCUGCUGGCCCAGCUGGUCCAGGAGUGUCAGGCACAGCGGGAGAGGCUGCCCCAGGAGGUCCGCUGGAGCCUUCUGGGCGAGACUUCGGAGGGGCUGCUGGGGGAUGGGCAUCUGGUGGCCUGUGCCAGCAAUGGCCACGCCCCCGGGAGUAGCAGCCAGCUGUCCGGUGCCGAGUCAGAGAGCCAGGAGGAGAACACGAAGCUCUGAGCUGGGCAAGAGGUGGCCGCAGGGCCAGGGUGGUGACUCAGGAGGCUAAGACACUAAUGCUUGUUUAUUUUUAAUGUUUUAUCUUUAGAAAUUUUAUUUUUUUAAACUUGGGGCAAGCCCCCCCACCCACACUAAC